Messenger RNA from Solenopsis invicta (red fire ant), 5260 nucleotides. It is a transcript of the gene Atg16, whose product is annotated as autophagy-related protein 16-1. The transcript has 13 exons. Gene Ontology annotation, cellular component: autophagosome membrane. Gene Ontology annotation, molecular function: protein binding. Bases 871 to 2577 code for a protein of 568 amino acids. Gene Ontology annotation, biological process: autophagosome assembly. NCBI's taxonomy places the organism in Eukaryota, Metazoa, Arthropoda, Insecta, Hymenoptera, Formicidae. The record is from RefSeq and is a predicted model, not a curated record.
UGUCGCGUUCAAUCGUGUUUCGAAUCUUCUCCAUUGCCUCGUAUCCCGAGUUUCAGACGCGUGUGAGUACCAGGAGUGUUUCGAGAAUGCCGAAAACGAAGGGUCGCGCGUUCGUGCCAAGUGUGAAUCAAGACGCAUCGUCGUGAGGAGGAUCUUGAACGGAUUCGAACGAGAGCUACAGCCGAAACAGAAAAGAACAGAGCAACCAGCGGCGAACGAUGAGUCAAUUUGUACUUGUAUGCGCCCCUACAAUUCGCGAUAUUCGUGCCUCGUCCUCAUUACGUUCGCGUAAAUUAUCGUCCGUACAGUGCGAUCAGCCCAUACAAACGAAUAAAUCGCGCAAAAGUGGUUAUAUAGGUACGAUUUGAGAAGCUGGCAUAUUCGUGUACGCGCGUUCGGCGUUUCCUUCGCCAGGUGUGCCAACAGUCGAACGUUUGGAAUAAAAUUGAAUCGAUCCGAGAAGUGUAUCUCGGUGUAUCGAUACGUCGCAACUAUCGACUUUAUAUCAACUGUGACUUGAUAGUGCAGUAUCGAUGCGCGUAGCGAUAGCAAACAAUUUUAAAGUAGCAGCGUAGUGUUUGGUAUGUACCUUUAGGUUAGAGUAGCUGUUUUCAUAAUUAAAGGUAUUUUCGCGCUAAUACGGACGAUGUCGCGCGAUCAUCACGAGACGUUUGAACAUUAUACGUUGGCCGAUGAUCGAACGUAACUUCAUCGGACGAAGUUAUCCGUUGCACGUGCCGAAAGACUGUCAUGGAGUGACAGACUGUCGGAGAACGUUAUUUGUGACCUCCUCGUUAAAACGACCCCGAUUAAGGUUAAAUCAAUUGUUGACUAUCUAUUUUAACGGUGCACGUGGACCAUUCGACAGAAAUGAUUUCGAACGAAGCAGGCGUUUCGCUCGGCGUUACCCGGGAAGACGUCAACUGGCGGAAAGAUUUAAUCUCACAGCUACGUGAAAGAAACAGAUCACAAACCAAUUGUUUCGCAGAUCUCAUCAGCCUACACAAUAGGUUAUUUGAAAAUACAAACACAUUGCGAAAUACAAAUAUGCAAUUGACAAUUGCAAAUGAGACUCUCCGUCGGGAAGCAGCCAAUGGCAGCAUUGGCAUGGGUGGAAAUCCUGAUCUUGAAGCUAGACUCUUAAAGCAAGCGGAAGAAUUGGCGAUGCUGCAUAAGAGGAAAGGAGAACAUACACAACAAAUAGUAGAUCUCAAUAAUAAAUUGCAGGAAAUGACAAAAGAAUUUCAAGCAAAGGAAACUAGCCUUGCAGAAAGUUUAGAAGCCAAUACUAACUUACGUUUAGAAAUAACUAAAUGCUUUGGUAGAGAGAAAGAGUUAGAAGGUAUUAAUCAGAUGCUCAAGGAUGAACACCAAGCCUUGCAACUUGCUUUUGCAUCUUUAGAAGAAAAGCUUAGGAAAACACAGGAAGAAAAUCGACAGCUGAUUGAACGUUUGAUAAAAUAUAAAGCCAGAGAUGCAGAAAAGAUGAAUGAAGAAAAUGAUAACUUUUUAAGUUUUACGAGCCCAACAGCCUUUUUGAUGCAUACCUUAUCAAAAUUUGGGAAAAGACAAGCAAAGAUGCAAAAGGAAUUGGAAGAUGCAGCUCGAGAUACGCGACCUGUUAGUCCCGAUCGUUUAAGCUUAAAAGAAGUCGCUGGUCUUCCGACAGCAGUGCCAACCAAAGUAUCCGUAACAUUUAGUGCCCAUGAGGGGGAAGUAUGCGCUGUUAAAUGGUCGCCUACUGAUAGAAUAUUGGCUACUGGAGGUGCUGAUAGGAAGGUGAAGCUUUGGAACAUUACUAAAGGUACAUCGGAAAGUAAGGGCAUCCUCGUUGGCAGCAACGCCGGUGUGAUGUCGGUGGACUUCGAUUCGACGGGCACCCUUAUUCUUGGAGCGUCCAACGAUUAUGCGAGCCGCGUCUGGACUGUCAACGAUCUUCGCCUAAAGCAUACACUCACGGGCCACUGCGCAAAGGUGAUGGCGGCGAAGUUUCUUGGCGAGCCGUCGAAAGUAGUUACGGGAAGUUAUGAUCGGACUUUAAAAAUCUGGGAUCUGCGCAGCAAAGCAUGUAUAGAAACGAAAUUUGCUGGUUCUAGUUGCAAUGAUCUUGUAACUUCCGAUGGAGCGGGAUCUACGAUAAUUAGUGGUCAUUUUGAUCAAAGGAUCAGGUUUUGGGACACUAGAGCCGAAUCCAGUUCAAAUGACAUUCUCUUAGAAGGAAAAGUUACAUCUUUAGAUUUAUCCCGAGACGCAAAUUACCUUUUGAGUUGCGUCAGGGAUGACACGGUGAAACUGAUUGAUUUACGAAUGAAGAAGAUUGUCGGAUCGUUCAGCGCUGACGGUUUCAAAGUGGGAUUCGAUUGGACAAGAGCUGCUUUCAGUCCUGAUGGACAGUACAUUGCGGUUGGUUCCGCGGACGGUUCCGUUUUCAUCUGGUCUAUAGCGACGAAUAUGAUCGAAACAAUACUAAAAGGGCACAUGGCAGCAGUAACGGCCGUGUCUUGGCAUCCGCACGGCACGUAUUUAGCGUCUGUCGAUCGUGCCAAGACGGUGAUAAUUUGGGGCGACCAGGUUUGACAGGAGGAGUGAUCCCGGGACAGACGAUUGCUGUUUCACGCAUGAGGAUCUUGUGCCGUUCACGUUUAGCCAUUUUUCUCACAGCCGUGAAAAUGAAACGAGUAUACGUUCGUAAUUUCCGUCAGCAAUCUCGCGAGAAAUCACAAUGGCCCUGCGGGAUAAUAAUCAAAAUCAUCGGUCGGUUCGGCCGCGUGGGCUGUAAAGCCUUGUAAGGACGCCGUUUCGAAGUUGUAAAGCGCAAACACCGCACUGAACAAAUCCACAGCAGUGGUAGGGACUAUUGUACAUAAAAUUGCACUUAUUGUUGCUCCCAGGUUGUAAAGAUUCCCCAUUUAGAAUAGUAACCUGUGCGCCAAGCCCGUGCCGCGUCGUCUAUCCCCAGGAAAUUUAAGAAAUUAUCGUAUAGUAACCGGUGUUUUUUCGAAACUCACUAGAUAUAAGUUUUUGCUUUUUUGCUAACUAUAAAGGACACCGUUGCGUGUCAAUUGUCUGUAAGGAAAAAUUCUGUUCUUUUAGGAUCGGAGAUCUAUUAUAUAUGACAUGGUGCUGAGGUAAAAUGUUUGCGGAAUUAAUCCUUGAUAAUGCAAUUUGAUAGUGCAAAAUAUACCCAAAUUAUUAUUUCUUUUUUUUCAUCCCAGAAAAAAGUCAAUUAUUAUAUAUUAUAUAUUUUCUCUAGAAGACCCGAAUGUUGUUAUAACAUUCGAAUACGAUAAAUAAUAUUUUUCGGAAUGUAGAUAAAGAGAUAAAGAGCUAGUGCUAAGUAUGAAUGAAAACGCGCUAGAUUUGGAUGAGAUUAUUUUCCCAGAAUUGACUGUGCAUUAUUAUUAGAAAUAAUGAAUCACUGUAAAGAGAAGAUUAUUAUUAUUAGUUUAUUUUCGUAAUACAUUAAAUAUUCUUUGAAUAUCGAUAAUUAUUUUGGAUAUCAGAUAAUCCAAAAAUUCUUUUCAUGAUGCAAAAUUAAUUCUGAUGGAGCAAUCUCACUUUAACUUGUGGCAUUCUUGGCAUUUGAUUCAUCUUCAAACCCUUUGGUAUCACUAAACUGGCAUACGUCUUAACAUAAGUCUGAUAGAACGAAAAUCGGAACAUAGGGAUUAAGCAAACAAGCACAAUAAUGGUAUGAUAUUGAUAUUAAUUGCAUUAUGCAUGAUUUAUAUAAUUGACAUCAAUCGUUUAUAUAAGACAUUACACAUCAAUCGAAACCGAUAAUUAUUUUUAUUAAUAAAUGAAACGAUUAUUAAAAUUACUUGCGUAUAAUUUUUUGCAUUGCAAAGUAACCUAUUGGAUGUUAAGCUAUAGACAAAGUUAUAAGUAUUUGAUCGAAGAGACUCCAUAGAGUAAUAUAAUCUAGAUUUCUAAAGUAUCGGAUUUUUUAAAUUAUAAUAGUUUCCUAAGUGAUUUUGAAUGAAUUGAGAUUGUCAUAUACUAAUUUUUGUUAUAUACACUACUUAAUAGUAAUGACUUUAUUAACACAUUCAUUCAAUUUUAUAUUAAUUAUUAGAUUUCUAUCACCCGUUUUUUUUAUUGUUUUUAUUUUUUUACGGAGCUCUUCGAUCACGCCCUUUGAUAUUCAUUACAAAGUACUUGCGUAAGAUUAAUAUCUGGAAAGAAACGGUUUAAAUUUAAAAUUUAUGCACAAUAUUCUGUGAAUCAUAUUAUAAAUAAUUAAGCAAUCCUUCAAUGUGCGUUUAUAUACUAUAUUAUUAAAACAUAACAAUACUUUUUUAUUUGCUAUUUGUUAUUAAAACGAUUAACUUUCAACUAUCGCGUGAAAAAUUGGUCAUUGGUUUGCAUGAUAAGAAAGUUUUAUAUCUUAAUACUGAGUGUUUUUAUUUUUUAAAUAAAGACAGAAAUUAUUUUUAUUAUCUAAUUUUCUUUCAAUGAAAUUGAUACAUUAUCGAAAUUUGUUUAGUAAGAAAAAUUAUCAUAUAACAAAAUUGUUGCAUAGUAAUGUACCAUACGUUGCAGCUAUAAAUAUUUAUCUAUAAAUAAUUCAUAUUACUCAUGACAAAGUUUUUACACACUUUUGCACACUUGAGACUUUUCACUAUUAAAUCUCUGAGUUAAAUAAGCUAUAUUUGGAUAUAAUUUAUUUAACGCUAGGAUUAUGCAUUUCUAUUUUUAUGUAUGUCAAUUAUGAUCGGGAGGUAUUUCAAAUUUAAAGCUGAAUAUUUUUAUAUAUACAACUCUUAUAAAGAAACAUAUAUUUUUCAACAAAUAUUUGCUUUGAUGAGAAUUUUAGGCAUCGUAGAAUAUAAUUAUAAAAUCAAAAUUCAAGUAUGUUUACUAUAUAUAAUUGUUUAAACUAGAGGAAUUUUCCAAAAAAAUGUUAAUAAUUUUUACAAAAAAAAUUUCAAAUUUUAAAGUACAUGUGUAUAAUCUUUCAAUUAAAAUAUUUUUUUCAUAAUCAUUUCAUUGGAUUUCAUCUGCUAAUGCAAACUAAUGAUCACGUUUCUUCGUCAUUGCAAUAAUAAUCGGCUCACGUCUCGAGCGAACAACUGAUUGCGUCCAAAGUAUUGUAUAAUGAUUUUAAUACUGUAUAUCUCAUUUUCCACUAUUAAACCCACAUAUUGUAUUCUGUAUUUUUCUUUAUAUAGUACUAUAGUAACAAUUUAGUCGAAAUGCUAUAUAUAUUGUUCACACGUGUAAAUAUAUAUUAAACGUCCCCUCUUGUAUUUUGUAAAAA